Messenger RNA from Chironomus riparius, 777 nucleotides. The record is from the annotation of a GenBank genome assembly. Lineage: Eukaryota; Metazoa; Arthropoda; Insecta; Diptera; Chironomidae.
AUGGUUGUCUUCGAAGAAUACUUCCCAUCUGAGAAAGAAAUCAUCCAAAAAUAUGCAGAACGACAGAGGAAACUUGAAGAAGUAUCGAUGACACUAAGAAAAUCAGAAAUAUCAUCAAAUGACAGUCCAAAAUUAUUAAUUCCAAGAAAGUCAAGCAUUAGUAUGAUCCUGUCUGAAAUUCAUCGUGAUACUGAAGAUAAGUUGAAGCAGUCAAGCGAUGUUGAUGCUAAAAUCGAGAAGAUCCAUAAAAUGAUUGAGAAUGUUGACAGCAUCAACUUUAUAAUGGAACCUAACAAGGAAGCAGCUAUUUUAGAUGGAAGUGGAGAUGUUAAUGAAGUUGCUGGAUCUAUAAUUAAUGAAACUGCUGCUUCAACGUCUCACGAACUAGAUGAAAACUCUUCAAUAUCUGAUUUGAGCCCUAAACGUGUCAUUCGACUUAAACAUAAUGAUUCAUCACUGGAACUUCCAGACUAUAAACCACCGCAAAUCAAGCCAACAAAAGCAUCAAUUUUAAAGUCAAAAUUCAACUCUGAAAAAUCUCAAAAGAAUCCAGCAACAAUUUCUAGAAGCUUUAAAAGCAGAUCUGUAGCUGAACCACUUUCAAAAACUCCCAGAGCCAUGUCAUUUGCUAAAGUUGAGCCUCCAAAAAGAAUUGACAGCAAAAAACCAACUCAAUCUGUUCGCAAAAUCCUCGAUGAUGCCAAAGAGAAGCACAAAGCUAAAAAUUCAAUCAAGUCGAAUGUUCCAGUCAAUGUUUUGGAUUUGUUCCUGGUUUAA